This is a messenger RNA of Lates calcarifer (barramundi perch), 2347 nucleotides long. It is a transcript of the gene socs3a, whose product is annotated as suppressor of cytokine signaling 3a. Gene Ontology annotation, cellular component: phosphatidylinositol 3-kinase complex. Gene Ontology annotation, biological process: intracellular signal transduction; phosphatidylinositol phosphate biosynthetic process. The record is from RefSeq and is a predicted model, not a curated record. Bases 416 to 1033 code for a protein of 205 amino acids. Gene Ontology annotation, molecular function: 1-phosphatidylinositol-3-kinase regulator activity. NCBI's taxonomy places the organism in Eukaryota, Metazoa, Chordata, Actinopteri, Centropomidae. The transcript is spliced from 2 exons.
CUCCUCUCCACCUCCCGCUCCACUUCUCAGCUCAGCCAGAGCAGCGCACAGACUGCCUCAAACCAGAGAAGUCUGCCUAACAAGUCUUGAAGUUUGCCAGCCAAAGAAUCUUAAAAAAAAACAAAAAAAAAACCAAACACACAUCCUUCUGACAGACUUUAGGACAACUGUGGACAGCCCUCUAUCCAAGCACCUGAGCUUUUGGAUUUCUUUAAAAAAAAAAAAAAAAGCGAGUUUGGAGAAACACUGAAGGUGUUUCAUUUCCAGACAAACUGAGAGCUGACCUCAUCGUGCCCUCCCAGACAACCCUCUGAACCUCUUCUCUGACUCCACCUCUUCUUGUCUUGUCUGUGUGGUGCCUCCCUCCCCUCCCUGUCGGUGCUCCCCAGGCUACCUAGAGAGUGGGCACAGCGCCAUGGUAACUCACAGCAAGUUUGACUCCGCGAUGAGCAGCAGCCUCUUGGACUCCAACAUGCGGCUGCCUUACCGUUACAAGACUUUCACCUCCAAGACGCAGUACCAGAUGGUCCUCUCCACGCUCCACAAGCUGCAGGAGAGUGGCUUCUACUGGGGUGCCAUCACCGGGAAGGAGGCCAACGCCAUGUUGGCGGCCGAGACCACCGGCACCUUCCUUGUCCGGGACAGCUCGGACAACCGGCACCUGUUCACCCUCAGUGUUAAGACAGCGUCUGGCACCAAGAACCUGCGCAUCCAGUGCGACACGGCUUCUUUUUACCUGCAGACGGACCCUAAGAACAUUCAGUCCGUCCCCCACUUUGACUGCGUCCUGAAGCUGGUUCAUUACUACAUGCCUCAGAGCAAGGGGAACACUCGCAGUGGGAAUAUGUACUACAUUUACUCUGGAGGAGAGAAGAUCCCUCUGGAGCUCAUUAAACCUCUCUCCUGCAGUUUGUCCACCUUGCAGCACCUGUGCAGGAAAACAGUCAAUGGACACUUGGACAUUUCCUCUAAAAGAGACCAACUGCCUCAUCCUCUUAAGGAGUUCCUCCAGGAGUAUGAUGCUCCUAUCUAGAGGUGUCAGAGUGAUGCUCUUGAAGGAGCAGAGACUAGAAGAAACUGAAUGGUUUCAGUACAGCUAUGUUUGACGACAUUUGCUGUGUCUGAGGAGUGAUGAUUAAGCAGAGACAAGAGAGAGCAGAAGCCCCGGGGGACUGAGCUCAUGAAAAAGGAGCAGUUUUGUACUGACAAGAUGUGUGUAGUUCUCAAAGAAAAGAAAAAGUGGGUAUCGCCCUCUCAAGGUCCGCAUUUCAGGAAGAGACACUGGAUUGAUGAGGACCGAUUGGCAAAGAUGGCCGAGGGAGAGAAACUAGCUCUGCUGUAAUCUGGUUGUACGAAAGAGAGAUAACCCCACCACCCACCUCCUUUGCCUCACUGAUGACGUGCAACUUACUGAAAACUGAAGUGAGGCUCACAGUCAGCUGUUGUCUACAGUCUGAUGACACACAGGUUCCCCUCUGCUGCCGCUGCUGCUGCUAACCAAUGUGCUGCGAGGCUGCCGAGCUCACAGUGCGUCCAGCCUCCGAAAAUCAUCCAUCCAUUAAAGCUGGACUGGCUUUCAUGAUCAGACCGGCUUUUUUGCUGACAUUGGAUGAUCACCUUGGAUGUCCAUCCAGCAAUGUGGGAUCUCUGACCAAGUGUACUGUAUGCUGGAAAUUCACAGACAGUGGAUACUCAUAGUACAAAUGAGUGGACCCUGAUGGCCGCCUGGGUGCAUAUUUGCGCCAGCCACAAUGGGAAAGGGCUGAAGUUUUUAUCUGAAUCCUAAUAGAUAUUUUAAGACCAUGAAAAUGUGGAAAAGAAGAUAUAUUUCUGAUACUCUGUUUAGAGGAAGGGUUUAUGCCAAACUUGCCUGAACUAGACAACAGUUUGUUGGAAGACCAACAUGACUGAAUCCUACAGGGCCUUAGUAGAGAGAACAGAACCACUGCAGAGUUAAUUAACCCUUAAAGUCAGAAGUUUGUACAGCGUCAGUGGUGAGGAAACACAUAACAAAAGAUAUGGUAGUGUCUGUGGCACAGAGAUGGUUGUCACUGCUUGCAAAUGAAUGUAUUAAACAUGGUAUCUGUCUUUUUCUGAUAAGGAGAAGAGUCCAAAUGUGUCCUCUCCUUAAAACAAUGUUUACAUGAGUGAAGAUGAAACGGUAAAUUUUGUUAUUGUGCUGUCUUUUGUAAAGAUGUACCUUUACCAGCCAAACAACUGGCUGCGAAUGCUUGAAGAUAUUUGAGAAGUUUGACGAAGCAAGCAGACUGAUACGACAUUUGCACUUAUUUAUAUUUGUAAGAACAUUUCAUUAAUUUAUAAUAAAGAGCACUAUUUUUCUAUGAAA